This is a messenger RNA of Diversispora eburnea, 189 nucleotides long. NCBI's taxonomy places the organism in Eukaryota, Fungi, Glomeromycota, Glomeromycetes, Diversisporales, Diversisporaceae. The record is from the annotation of a GenBank genome assembly.
AUGAAGAGACAUUUUAGAUUUUGCUUUCUUAGUAAAUCCUCUUCAUCACAAUCAUUAUCUGGUGAAGGUGAAGGUGAUUGUAAUAAUAGUAGAGAAGAUAGUGAUCAUACUUAUGGAUUUACUUUUCAUACCUUUACUACAGCUAUAUUUAAUAUCUCUUCUAUUAUGAGAAUUGUAUUUUCUUAUUAA